GUUACAUUUUUCACAUGUUUGCUCGUAUGCUUUUGUGUUCAUGCAGAAAUGAAUGAUACGAUACGUGGACAGUUAUUAACGAUGCACAAUGUUGUAAGGCAACUUGCCAUGUAUGGCCUCAUUCCUGGACAACCUAAAGCCGUAUACAUGAAUCCAUUGAGAUGGAAUAUGGAAUUGGAAAAGAAAGCACAAAAUCUAUCCGAUCAGUGUAAAAGUGAACACGAUAAGAAUGAUGAACGGAGAAUACAGGGAUUUCAAUAUGUUGGACAGACAUGGGCUGGUGCAUACAAGGUAGAAAGGGCGGUACAAUUAUGGUUCAGUGAAGUCGCGUAUUAUAACUUCACUACGAACAAAUGUAGUUCGACUACGUGCGGAAAUUAUCCUCAACUUGUUUGGGAAAAUACUACCGAUGUUGGAUGUGGUGUCACAAAUUGCCGGAAUUUCAAAACUAAGCUCGUGAUUGUCUGCAAUUAUGGUCCUGGAGGCGACGUAUUUGGACAAAGACCGUAUAGGACUGUAUAAGUUAUCAAUCGUAGAACAACUGAUAUUUCAUACCACUUUGGAUCGUAAAUGUCUUUCGGGAUAUUGGUGUUUGGUAUUUUGCCUCAGUAUUUCACUUUUGUUCAUGUUUUUGGUGUCUUCAGUUUUCUUAGUUGUCUGAAUAGAUGAUUUUGUUGUUUGUUGAUCGAUCGCUCAACAAAACGUAAUAAUUCGUCGUCAACUCGUUAUUGUGUUAUUUAUACACUCAUAUAUCUGUCUACAAAUCCGUCAUCAAUUUAAAUUGCUGUUGAAUUUCAAGAUUCUACCACGACUGACAAACGUCUCGUUUGAAAAUAUGCAGAUUUAUCAUUUAAGUACAUGCAAGCAUCAUUUUACUUAAUUGCAUAAAACAAUAUUCGAAUGAAUAACCGGAUAUUUGUAUGAAAUAUAAUAAACCG
This is a messenger RNA of Schistosoma haematobium, 938 nucleotides long. RefSeq names its product GLIPR1-like protein 1. The coding region runs from base 49 to 522 and encodes 157 amino acids. The record is from RefSeq and is a predicted model, not a curated record. The transcript is spliced from 5 exons. NCBI's taxonomy places the organism in Eukaryota, Metazoa, Platyhelminthes, Trematoda, Strigeidida, Schistosomatidae.